This is a messenger RNA of Salarias fasciatus (jewelled blenny), 1389 nucleotides long. RefSeq names its product SLX9 ribosome biogenesis factor (gene slx9). Gene Ontology annotation, biological process: maturation of SSU-rRNA from tricistronic rRNA transcript (SSU-rRNA, 5.8S rRNA, LSU-rRNA). The transcript has 6 exons. Lineage: Eukaryota; Metazoa; Chordata; Actinopteri; Blenniiformes; Blenniidae. The coding region runs from base 85 to 876 and encodes 263 amino acids. The record is from RefSeq and is a predicted model, not a curated record. Gene Ontology annotation, cellular component: 90S preribosome; preribosome, small subunit precursor; nucleolus.
UGACGCAUCCCUGGCGGAAGUAUUGUUGCCGCGUUCUUCUUCUGUGGUAAACACGUGCGGACUGGGAGCCUCGGAGACGUAAACAUGGUAGGGAAGAUUAAACGCGUCCGGCAGAAGCUCCACCAGGACGCGGUGCGGCUGCUGAGCCCGGACAGCCUCUCUGGGAGCGGGCCGGAGCCUCCGGGGCUGCCCGUUGGAGCCCCGGGGGCCGGCGGUCAGGCUCCGGGAGGCGGCGGAGAGGCUCCGGGGGGCGGCGGAGGGGCUCCGGGGGGCGGCGGAGCUCCGAGCAAGGACCCGGGCGGAGCUGCACAGGCGGUGGCAGGCCUCUCCUUCCCCUCGGGCAUCUUUGCGGGAACCAGGAUCAGUCCAGAAGCUCUGGUGCAGAGCCUGCGGUUCGAGGAGAGUGCAGAUGUUCCAGCAGCAGUGAGGAAAGAGCCCGAAGAGAAGAAGAGCAAGUCGAAGAAAGAGAAGAUGAAGGAGAGGCGGGAGCGCUGGCUCAGCAAGAUCAGCAGCAUCAUCCAGACCAAGGAGCGGCAGAGGGCCGAGGCUCAGAGGAGAGCCACGCCGGUGGUGGGAGACAUGCGGCCGCUGGCCGACGCCCUGCCCGAGCUGGGCCUGCUGAUCACGCCCGCCGCCGCCGCCGCCGCCGGCCCUGCCGCUCGCCGCAAGAGCAGGAAGACCAAACCGGUGAAGAGAGCCACGCCCACCGACUUCAGCCAGAUGAAACCCGCCCACAAACGCAAACUCCUGGAGGCGGAGAGCAGCCUCUUCUCGGACUCGCUGAAGACUCUCUCCACUAAAACCAACCCUCUGCUGGACAUCGGAGAGCAGCUGAGGAAGAGGAUGAGGCAGGAGGAAGAGCAGCGGCCCAGCUAGCAGCCCGACCGCCACCGCCGAGCGCAGCCAGCCUCGUCUGAGCCGGGAGGUGAAGCGGUGACCCCUCGCUCCGGACGCAGACGGAACGUGGUCGUCUCCGGACGGAGGAGCGUCAGAUGGACAGGAGUCUGUGCUCCAUGUGUUCUGAUCCCAGCCUCCAGCAGACUGAAGCCAUGAAUCCAUCGUCUGCGGUGACAACGUGAACAUCCGACCCUCUCAGCACACGCAGAAGAGCAUCGCCUGUCUGAAGAUAUAUUUUCUUAUUCUGGAUUAUUCCUAAAGACGCAAUUUCUAAAUGACUGCUCUCAGCUCUAAUCCCGAGUCACAUUAUAGAAGAUGAAGUUAAAAAGAAAGAGUUGUAUUGACACAUCUUCCAUAAAGAGUGGAAGUUUUUCAUCUUUUCAGUUGUUUGAUGAAGCUGUAAAAUGACGGGCCCUGUUCUGAUCCAGGUUCAAGUGGAGGAAGUGAAGAACCUGCUGCUGGUUUAACCUUCACUUGUUAAACAAUUAAAAC